CUCGGCCAACAGUUGGGAAGGAUAGUGAGUGCCUCGACGCUGUACCUCUGAAAGCACGGAAUGAAAUUUGCUUUAAUAUUGAAGAGAAACCCCCGUAAACAGGAGUUUCAUUUAUUGCACACCUGAGUUUUUAUUCACUUCAGUGGUGAACAAAUACAUCUUUUUUUUUCUGGAUUUCUGAGUGGUUUCCUCAGCAGAAAUCCAAGCUACCAAGACAACAACUUAGAUACCUGUACGGCAUUGGGUUUCGGAUGAGACUUUCCUAGGUCAAGUUUCAUAAAAUUGCUCGAGUCCACUUUGUGGAACCAUGGCAAGGAUAAAUAGUGGUGUUUUCAGCAAGCUUUUCAAAAUUCUUCUGGCAAUUGUCUUGGCUCCAAGUUUGAGAUGCUCAGCGGAGGCCGAGCCAAGCCACUCCCAGGCGGUGGAAUACGAGGGCCUGGCCGAGGCGCAGAGUGGAGCAGCGCCCACCGCUGAAGGUUUCUUUCUGGAGUUCCAGGAGCCACUGCACAAUGACACCUUCAUGCAGGGCAUGAUGGCCACGCUGCACUGUAAGGUGACGGGGAACCCACGCCCCACCAUCCGCUGGCUGAAGAACGACGCCCCUGUUGUCCAGGAGCCGGGCCGAAUCUCCAUCCGCAAGACGGAGGCGGGCUCCAAGCUGCGCAUCACCGACCUGGACACAACCGACACCGGCUACUACCAGUGCGUGGCCUCCAACUCGGUCAAGGUGAUCUCGUCCACCGGCUUGCUCUACGUGAAACUCGGGCAGUCGCCAACCCAGGAGCCGAAUGAAGCAACGCAUGAGAAGGGCUUCUGUCAGCCGUACAGGGGCAUUGCCUGUGCCCGCUUCAUCGGCAACCGCAGCAUCUACGUGGAAUCGUUACAGAUGCAAGGAGAGAGCGAGAACCGCAUCACAGCCGCGUUCACGAUGAUCGGCACGUCCACGCAGCUCUCAGACCAGUGCUCCAAGUUCGCCAUCCCCUCCUUCUGCCACUACGUGUUCCCGCUGUGUGACGAGGGCGCCCGGGGCCCGCGGCGCCGCCAGCUGUGCAGGGACGAGUGUGAGGCGCUGGAGAACGAGCUGUGCCACACGGAGUACACCAUCGCGCGCUCCAACCCGCUCAUCCUCAUGCAGCUAGAGUUGCCCACCUGCCACUUGCUACCUUACCCGGGUUCACCUGAUGCCGCCAACUGUAUGAGGAUCGGGGUGCCCCUGGACCAGCUGGGACCAUAUUCGCCAACAGAUCACAGCUGCUAUAACAACAGUGGCGCCAACUACAAAGGAACGGUGAGCGUCACCAAGUCAGGCUAUCCUUGCCAGCCAUGGAGCACCCAGUACCCCCACAGCCACCACCUGACCCCUGCGGAUUACCCCGAGCUGCGUGGGGGCCACAACUUCUGCCGUAACCCUGGGGGCCAGAUGGAGGGACCCUGGUGCUUCACUCUGGAUCAGCAGGUCAGGGUGGACUUGUGCGACAUCCACCCAUGCGCGCCCCCAAAGAACCUAAAGAAGGAGAUCCUGUACAUCCUGAUCCCCAGCAUCGCUAUCCCGCUGGUCAUCGCCUGCCUCUUCUUCCUGGUAUGCAUGUGCCGCAACAAGCAGAAGGACCCAACGGACACGCCCCCUCGCCGUCAGCUCACCGCUUUGCCCAGCCAGGACUUGGAGCUGCCGCUCCUCAACCAGCACAAGCACCAGGCGAAGCUGCGUGAGAUCAACCUCUCCGCGGUGCGCUUCAUGGAAGAACUAGGCGAGGACCGCUUUGGCAAGGUCUACAAAGGCCACUUAUAUGGCACGGCCCCCGGUGAGCAGACCCAGGUGGUGGCCAUCAAGACCGUCAAGGACAAGGAUGAGGGCACCCUGCGCGAGGAGUUCCGCCACGAGGCCAUGCUGCGCUCGCGUCUCCAGCACCCCAACAUCGUGUGCCUGCUGGGCGCGGUUACCAAGGAGCAGCCGAUUAGCAUGAUCUUCAGCUACUCCGGCCUGGGUGACCUGCAUGAGUUCCUGGUCAUGCGCUCGCCGCACUCCGACGUGGGCAGCUCAGAUGACGACAAGACCGUCAAGUCCACGCUGGAGCAGGCUGACUUCCUGCAUGUUGUGACCCAGGUGGCUGCUGGGAUGGAGUAUCUAUCCAGCCACCACGUGGUGCACAAGGACCUGGCAGCCCGCAACAUUCUUGUUUGCGACAAGCUCAAUGUCAAGAUCCUGGACCUGGGCCUGUUCCGGGAGGUCUACUCCGCGGACUACUACAAGCUGAUGGGUGCUAGCCCCUUCCCCAUCCGCUGGAUGUCCCCGGAGGCGAUUGUGUACGGCAAGUUUUCCACCGACUCCGACAUCUGGUCCUACGGCGUAGUGCUCUGGGAGAUUUUCAGCUACGGCCUCCAGCCCUACUGCGGCUACUCCAACCAGGACGUUAUUGAGAUGGUGCGCAACCGGCAGGUGCUGGCCUGCCCCGACGACUGCCCCGCCUGGGUCUACACGCUGAUGCUCGAGUGCUGGAGCGAGUUGCCGGCGCGCCGCCCGCGCUUCAAGGAUGUCCACGCGCGCCUGCGCACCUGGGAGAGCCUGUCCAACUACAACAGCUCGGCGCAGACCUCGUGCACCAGCAACACCACCCAGACCAGCUCCCUGAGCACCAGCCCCGUCAGCAACGUCAGUAUGAGCGCGCCAAAUGCGGCGCGCUACGCCGGCCCGAAGAAGAGCUCGCCCUUCCCGCAGCCCCAGUUCGUGCCGAUGAAGGGCCAGAUGCACCGGCCCAUGCUGCCGCAACACGCGCAGCAGCUCUACAUCCCGGUGAAUGGCUACCAGCCCAUGCCGGCGUACCCGUACAUGCAGAACUUCUACCCCAUGCAGAUGUCCAUGCACCAGAUGGCCCACCAGCAGGUGGCUCACCACCCGCCACAGAUGGUUGCCAAGGCGGGCUCGCACCACAGCGGCAGCGGUUCCACCUCCACGGGCUACGUCACCACGGCGCCCUCGAACACCUCUGGCACGGAGCGCGCGGCCCUGCUCAGUGACAGCCCCAAGGCGAACGAGGAGGACGCGGCGGACGGCGCGUCCCAGAAUGGGCCGGGCCAUGGCGAGGACACGGCGGUCCCGGAAACUGAAUUGUUGGGCGACAGCGACCUACCGCAGGCCGACGACAUGGAGAUGUACUCUGAGGCGUAGAGGGAAAGUCCAGAGGACUGGGGAACAAACUUGAGUCUUAAGAGGCUCUGGUCAACUUAGUUAGUAUUGAGUUCAAUAGAGCGCCAGGAAUAAGUGAAGGGAACGCAUUGGAUAAACAAUGACUGAAUGUUAUUUAUGUUUUGUUUUGCUGUCACUGGUGCAUCCGAAUGCUAGCAGCGUCUCAGGUUUUUCCCCUGCAGGACCUCUGGCUAAGUUUCCUAACUUUGGGUAAUGAACCCUGGACUAGAGCUGGGACGAUUCACCAAAAAUCACUGACAAGGAUCAAACCGACCACUUAUUGUGGUUGUUUUGCUGAAAUUGUACACUAAGAUGAAUAUACCUAUAAGGCCCUACUAGAGAAAUGUGAAGUUCAAGAUGAAAUGCUAAUAUGGGUGAUUGUUAAUGGGACAAUUGAUAGCUACAGCAUUCAAAGUAGUAGUAGUAGUAAUUUCAGUGGUAAUGUUUUUUGAUGUUGUAAUCUUCAAUUUAUAGUUUUUGCCCAUGUCGCCCAGCUCUAGCCUAAACUCUGGAAGCUACUCGACAGAAAAUGGUAAUGAAGAGCCACGUUUUCACCGUUUAGGCUGCGGGUGUAUACCAACGUGGAAAGGGUUUUCACUUUGUUGCAAAGCCAUUCAGAAGAAUUUAUGUUCUUACUGUUGCUGUGCAACAUGAAGCGUUUUCUUUUCGACAAGCAUUCCUGAAGUCGCCUUGCGAUGAUGUUUUAAACUUUUCCAUUUUAUAUUGAUAGGCCUUCUCCAGAGACAAUUUUACUGUGGUUUAUCGUAAGAUAUAGAAGUGUCGAUUUUGUUAACCUAAACGAAAAAGACAUGGCAGAAUGUAUGGUGUAUGGGCAAAACAAGUCAUUGGAGCUUGAAACGUCUUUACAAACAGUAUUUAGAUAACACCUUCGGAAAUAUGUUAUACUCGAUAGUUAAAUAUUCUUCACUGUAGCCGAAACAGAACGUGUUACUACUCAACGUAACAUGAUGAGAUAAGUCCAGAAAGAUAUGUACAUGUGCGGAAUUUUUUAUGUUUAGCUUCAUUCCGUAUGACUGCGUUGUUAAUAUUGCCUUUUGAAUGGAUUUGGAUGUUAGACAUUGCUCAACAUUUUCUUUGAUACCUUGUUGUACAGAUUUGUAAUUUAUGUAAUUAAUGUUGUUAAACUUUUUUUCCAUUGUUUUAUCAUGCCUUGUUUGCGAAGAUGACUUACAUUUCAUUGCAAACAAAUAUUGGCUUUCAUCCUAGGUGUAAUUAAAAAAGUUAACCAUAUUGUAUACAUCCAGCCGCAUGGAUUAUCCAAUAAAGUGAUACAAUAUAAAGACA
Molecule: messenger RNA, 4489 nt
Organism: Esox lucius (northern pike)
Lineage: Eukaryota; Metazoa; Chordata; Actinopteri; Esociformes; Esocidae
Gene: ror2
Product: receptor tyrosine kinase-like orphan receptor 2
Exons: 9
Coding region: 308-3166 (952 amino acids)
Biological process (GO): positive regulation of kinase activity; protein phosphorylation; multicellular organism development
Cellular component (GO): signaling receptor complex
Molecular function (GO): transmembrane receptor protein tyrosine kinase activity; ATP binding; protein binding
Source: RefSeq, a predicted model, not a curated record